AUGGUAACCACUCAUAUAAUCACGUCAAGACAGCCAGUUAGUAGCCAUGGAAAACGCACGUCUCCCCAAGAGGAAACGGAGCUGGUCCCUGGUCCAGUUAUAUACACCAGUGUUCCCCUGGCUGUACCACCGCCGCUACCCGAGACCCAACCCGCUGUCUCGCCCGACCAAAACACACCAUCUUUGACUGAUGACUCUACUGCUACGAGCAGCUCUCCCCCAACCCCAACUAGAAGUCAAGAAAUUCUUUUGGGGAUGGAUAGCCACAGAAAUAUCCUUGAUCUUUACUUCACGGAGUACGAGCCAGUCUGGGCUGCAGGUGUAGAAUUCCCGGGGGUCAUCCCCGAAGAAAUUGCAGAAUUUCUCUACGAAGGAAUAGAGCAGGUGACCUUGUUCAUUGGUCCAGUUUCAAGCCUCCUUUGUCUUGCGGGGGUAGAGGAGCUCAUAGAGCUCAUUGAAGACCCCGCAUAUACUCUCACAGAUGAGUACCGCUCCAUCCCGCAGGGAGCUCCGCGUCGCUGGAUUGUCCAGAUGCUGUACGAAGAAGGAAUGAUCCCGACAACCAUCAUGGCAAAGGUCUGUGGAGAGAAUGUCGAAAAACAGACUUCAACGGUUACUCGGGCCAGCCUCAUACCCCCCAAUGUCACAUCUACUUCUGCUCGAAAGAGUGUUCCAGAUGUCUUUCCUUUUGCGCUCCAACAAUCCUUUCUGCCAACCGUUUCUUGUGUCGAGGCGGGACUAAAAAAAAAGAACACAAACAGAAAUUGUGUUGAUUUGAUGAAUAAUUUCAUCAAUUCGCUUGGCGGCAAUCUUCUUUUCAAGGGUUUAUCCCGCCGGGCAGUGGCUAACCUAGUCGCAUUCUUUACACCCCUCGUCUCUUCAAACACCUUUGACCACGAGUUUGGACCUGCUACACUACCCUCUUACUCAAAUAUGACAAAGGUCCUCUGGGUGCUGAUUCUGACGCAAUCCUGGUCUCUCUCGGGUCGUUGGGGGUUCACCAGGGAGGAGCUAUCGCCGCCCUCCGCCGCGACGGCGGCCAGGUCUUGGUUGCUGUCGCCGGAGGGUUGGUCUCAAUUUGUGUCCGCAGCGCCUUCACCUCAUCGUGUAGCUUCUCGUUCUGCUCCUGGAGGACAUUCUGGUUGUGCUUGA
Messenger RNA from Penicillium robsamsonii, 1152 nucleotides. RefSeq lists its product as uncharacterized. NCBI's taxonomy places the organism in Eukaryota, Fungi, Ascomycota, Eurotiomycetes, Eurotiales, Aspergillaceae. The coding region runs from base 1 to 1152 and encodes 383 amino acids. The record is from RefSeq and is a predicted model, not a curated record. The transcript has a single exon.